CUGUAUCGAACUUCAUAUGGGAGGGCAAGAAUUAAGGCUGCUAUCAUGACAAAACCGAAAUCAUUGGGAGGCUUGGGAGUACCCCAUCUAUACAGAUAUUACCUUGCAAGUAGGUUGGAGGCGAUGGUACACACUCAUGCACCAACUGAGGAACCCUGGCAGUCCAUCGAAAAUCACUAUUCGGCCCCACUACAACUUGCCCAUUUAUUUUGGAUCCCUAAAGCAGCUAGGGUCUCCCUUCCACACCUCCUUCCCCCGUCACAGCAAGCUUUAGAUCUUUGGGACUCUAUAGCGCUCAAGAUGAAAUUAAGCAACACUGCCACAAAAUACAGGACUAUUUUUAACAAUAAAGACUUCCCCCCAGGUAGCACUCCCAUGGAGUUUCGAAUAUGGAUAUCUGCGAAUCUGACAACCUUAUUGGAUUUUGUCUCUGAAGGGACUGUUAAAUCUUUUCAACAACUUAGGGAAGAAUAUAGCAUUCCCCAUGCACAAUUCUAUCGCUAUUUACAGAUUCGGCACUACGUGAACACUGCUUGCGAAGCCCAAACGUCUUCCACUCUUACAUACUUUGAAAAGCUGUGUCGCAACCACUCAUACCCAACACACCUUAUCUCACUUCUGUAUGUUAGCCUCUCGACUGACAACACAGUUACACGUCAGCCUUACAUGCAGAAGUGGGAAGAGGAUUUAGACCUUGCCAUUUCUGAUAAGUCCUGUCGGAAAUCUGGGACACGGCCAGGCGAACCUCAAUAUGUGCAGCCUCUAGUGAGAGAGCUUAUAAAAUAAUUUUUCGGUGGUAUUACACCCCUACACGCAUUGCUACUCUAAGCGGUAACCCUGAUCACUCGCAAUGCUUUAGAGGCUGUGGUGGGAGGGGUUCCUUCCUGCACACCUGGUGGACCUGUACAGUAGCUCAGAUAUUUUGGAAGAUGGUGGCAACUUUGCUCUCUGAAGUUCUGCGUUGCGUUAUACAGCCCUCCCCACACACUUUUCUCUUGGGAAUGAGGAUUAGGGCCAUACGCUUGAAACAAACACGUAUUUUAGCCACUCAUAUCCUGACAGCAGCAAGAUCAUUAUUGGCAGCAAAUUGGAAGAGGCCUACACUUCCGAGCUUACAAAUUUUGAUAUCAAAGGUGAAUUGGAUUAGGGCGAUGGAAUCCAUACGAAACAGUCUUCAGGAUAGAAGUUAUGAGGGGGAACUGGAGUGGUACCCGUGGGCUCAGUAUCUGGAGACUUUGCAACUUCGAGUGCCAGAUCAAAUAAUAAGCCAGCCGUCGUCUAUCAACCAGAAUAUCGGUAUUUCCACAGCAACCAGCAUUUAAAAUAAUAAUGCCAAGCGGCCCUCGGCAAUCAGUCGGCAGCAGCAGCAACCAGUGCCUCAUUACCCUCCUUGUCAAAUAUCACAACAGUUCUGACACCAGGAACAGAAGCAUCUUGUGAAGUGUGGUCAGCAGUUACCUGACAUUGCAGCCAACCUGGGGUUAGCCACUAAAGUAUUAAACCGGUCCGGAAGCAGCACUGAGGUUGACCAGGAGCGAACUGUGACAGAAGACUUGCAGGGAAAUUGCAUUGAACAUCCAGGCAUGCCCCCCAUUCGGGAUCUGGUCAGCCAUUCCCCUAACCAGCUAGAGCUCAAUCACAGUAGCCUAGGCUCUCACUAUGAAAAUUCCCACUGGGGACCGGUCUCUUCCAAUGGUGAUUCUAGCACUACCUGGGAAAAAGUAAUUGUAGACGGCACAGAAAAAGAAGUGUGGCCAUCGAUCACAGGAACUAGCUCAGAGUUGACUUCAGAAUGUAUGGAUAUUAACUCUUCCCCAAGCUGUGGGGCAGAGAAGAGCCACCUAGUGCCGUUUGGGGAUACCACAGAAGAAAUGGAUACUAUGAGAAAUGGCAUUGGACAUAGUUCUCAGAGCAAACUUUUGGUUGGCAACAACAGCAAUAAUGCAGGCAAUGGAAGUAUUAAUGGGCCGUGGGCAGUGACCCAUGGAACUGUAAUAAGCACAUGUCAAGAUGGCCCCGAUAGCAAAACAGAUAGUAGGCACAACAAGAUUAAUGCUUGGGGCACCAUGAAUACUUCAGCGAACGGAGUUCUAAAUCCAAGCACUUUGAAUAUGAAUGGCAACCAUGGUGCCUGGCCCAUUUUGGAUAGCAAUGGACAUGCCCUUAAAGGGUCAAAUAAUUCUGGCACAAAUGUUCCAAGCAGUACUUUAGGUCAGGUGUCUAACAAUCGGAGUAUUAACCCUAAAAUGGGCAGCUCAGCCCCUGGCUCCUGGGGGAAUCUUCAGGAGAAUGGAGAUUCUGAACUCAAUGGUACACGGAAGGCUUUUAGUGGGCGACCUCAAAACCUUAACACUGAAAUGACUGGACCAAAUAACACUACUAACUUUAUGACCUCUAGUUUACCAAACUCUGCUGGCUUAAUGCAGGCAAAUGAACUCCCUAAUUCUACAGGGCAUGGGGCUUGGAGUGUGAGCAAUAUGAAUCAUUCUCCACUUCACACCCCUUCAGUUACAAAUGGCACUUCCAUUCCUCACCUAAGUAAUGGUGAGGAAAAACACAGCGGAUCAUACGGUACUACAUGGGGUACCUCCGGCUCCUCUUAUUCUGGCGAUAAGAUUUCAGUCCCUAAAGGGCAAGCUAAUGGUGACACUGUGAAUGCGACUAUAAUGCAGCCAGGCCUCAAUGGACCCAAAGGCCCAAACUAUAAAAUAAAUGGGAAUAACGGAGGAUUGUGGGAGUCAGGUACUGUAAACUCCCAGAAUAUGCAUUGGGGAAGCGGAAAUGCAGGAUCUUCUGCUGGUAGUCAACGAGGAUGGGGAAACGCAGCACAAAACACUGGCACUAAUCUUUCAAAUGGCAAUUGGAACAAACUGCCUAACAAUCAGCAUUCCAAUGAGGGGGAAAACACGGAAAAUGGUAGGAAAACAUCAAAUACCUGGACGUCUGCUGAGGAAGAGAAUGCAGGACAAAUUUCAGCAGGAUCCAAAGGCAUUGAGGCAAAUAAUGUAUGGGCCAAAACUACAGGUACGGGGGAAAGUGAAGGUAGUGUAGACAGCACUGGAAGUCAAAGUGAACAUGGGAGCGGACACAGGCUUCUGGAAAGAAGGACAACAGACCAGCAAACAUUACUCCAAAGUAUUGUAAAUAGAGACGACCUAGAUUCACGGGUCUUGUGCAACACUGGCUGGGGACAGACUCCAGUUAAACAGAACACUGCCUGGGCAACUGAAGCUGCUUCGUCUCUGAACAAACGAAAAACUGACAAUGGAACAGAAGCUUGGGGAUGCUCUGUAUCAAAGACUUCUAACUCAGGGGGAUGGGUGGAUAAGCCCAACCCUAACAGCAAUGAUACCUCAUCAGUAUCUGGGUGGGGAGAUCCAAAGUCUGCUACAGGGUGGGGUGAUGCCAAAGGCGCAGUAAGCCAAGGGGAAUGGAAAGAUCAAUCUGCUGCUACUACUGGAAUGGUCAAGAGCAAUCAAUCAUGGGGAAAUAGUAAAGAGGACAAAUCCAAUUGGAAUGAUGCACAAAAGGUCAAACAGGGGUGGGGGUCCCGCAGUGGUGAGAGCUGGGGAGAUAAUUCAAAGAGUAAUCACUGGGGAGCAACAAAGUCAAGUUCUAGCAGCGACAGUGAGAGAUCUGGUUGGGGUGAACCUAGUCGAUCAAACUCCUGGGGAAGUGGAAAUCAAAAUAAUGCAUCCAGCUGGGCUGAACCCUCCAAGUCGAGCUCAACUCAAGGGUGGGGAGAGCCAACAAAACCCAACCAGGGAAAUGGUGACAUUUCCAAAUGUGACCCAAAUCACAUGGAGAGUGAACAUCUGCAAGCAGGUUCUUCCGAAUGGAAAAAGAAGCAGGAAAGUGGGUCAUGGGGGGCACAGACAUCCACCACAAAGUCUUCUGGGUGGUCAGGUGGAUCACGGUCAACUCCAGCAAAGGAAGACGAGUCAACUGGCUGGCAAGAGCCAUCUCCAGAGUCCGUACGGCGUAAAAUGGAAAUUGAUGAUGGAACUGCAGCCUGGGGUGAUCCCAACCAAUACAAAUACAAGAAUGUGAACAUGUGGGAUAAAAAUACAUCCAACAGCAGCAUGAGUGUUGAAGAACCCCCAGGCCAGCUUUAUGCACUGCCCCCUACUUCAAGUGCUGUGCCAAAUAAGGAAAGCAGCAGCAGCAGCAACAGCUCUGGCUGGGGCGAAUCAUGGUCAGAGGCUACAGCUCCUGUUGUGGAUAAUGGUACUUCAGCAUGGGGUAAACCUGUGGAGCCUGCCAGCAGUUGGGGUCAUCACAGCUCUGAAGGUGUGACAUCGGGUUGGAACCACACUCCCAUUGGCCAACAAGCUCCUGGAAAACCUGGCCCCAAAUCUAUGCAAGAUAGUCGCUGGUGUGGAGAUGAUACAUCCGGGUCCGGGAGCAGACAUAGUAGUUGGGUGGAGGAAGAGGAGGAUGUGGAAAUAGGAAUGUGGACCAGUGGUUCAUCACAGGAGACCAACCAAUCGGGUAACUGGCCACCUUAUAUGAAGAAAAUGCCUGCAAAGGGACCCAUAAAGAAUGGAAAUAAACAAGAGGAGAACUGGAUGAAUCCAUUUGUAAAACAAUUCAACAAUAUGGGAUUUUCAAGAGAGUCACCAGAGGACUCCUUGCAGAGCAAUAAGAUGGAGCUGUCUGGAGGGAUUAUGCCAGACAAAAGGAUGGAAAUGGACAAAUCCGGCCUUGGCAUAGGGGAAUAUAGUCGUGUGAUUGGGAAAGUUCCAGGUCCUCGGCAUCUUCCGAAAGAGUCUUCCAUGGAUUACAAUGCUUACUUUGAUAAGGAUGGCAUUGUAGCAGAAGAGCCGCAAAACAUGCAGUUUAUUUCCAAUCAGAACGCAAAGCUUCCCCCUUUGAACAGUGCACUAGCUACUCAGUCUCUCAGCUCUUUCCCAGGGCUGGGAAUGCCAAACGUCAAUUCUGUCAGACAGAAUGGCAAUCCCAGUAUAUAUGGUGUUGGCAAUGCAGCACAAGCCAGGGGCCCGCAGCAGCCUCCAGCACAGUCUCUUAACUCAUCUCAGCCUAACAUUCGUGCGCAAGUGCCUCCUCCCAUUAUAUCCCCUCAGGUUCCUCCUUCUUUACUGAAGUAUCCCCCAGCCAAUGGUGGUCUGAACCCCCUUUUCGGCCCCCAGCACGUAGCCAUGUUGAACCAGCUUUCCCAAUUAAACCAGCUUUCCCAGCUGCAAAGGUUAUUGAAUCAGCAGCAGAAGAUGCAGAAUCAGAGGGGGGUGCCUUCAGGAGGUCGACAACAACAUGAGCAGGCCCGGUCUCUCGGUAUGCAGCAACAGGCACGUCAGCUUGAUCCCAACCUGCUGAUGAAGCAAGCCAUUCCUCAAUCACAGCAGCAAAUGCUUCACCAGCCUCCCAUGAAAUCAUUUCUAGAGAAUGUGCUGCCCCACUCUGCCCAAGAAUUGCCAAAAGUACCUUCACCAAUCAGUGCUUUUGGUGGCUUCCCUUCAGGCUUGAACUCAAGCUCGAAUGUAAAUAUGGAUCUCGGUAUUAUAAAGGAGCCACAGUCACGACUGAGAAAGUGGACAACAGUUGACAGCAUGUCUUCUAAUACUUCUCUGGAUCAAAAUUCCAGUAACCAUGGUGCUAUUUCAAGUGGUUUCAGGCUUGAAGAUUCUCCUUUUGGUUCUUAUGACUUCAUGAACAGCAGUAACUCUCCAUCCAGCCCUCCAGGAUCUGUUGGGGAUGGCUGGCCUAGUGCCAAAUCGCCAAAUGGCUCCAGCAGUGUCAACUGGCCCCCUGAAUUCCGCCCGGGUGAGCCAUGGAAAGGAUAUCCAAACAUUGACCCAGAAACUGACCCUUAUGUCACUCCUGGCAGUGUCAUCAACAAUUUGUCAAUUAAUACUGUGCGGGGUGUUGACCACCUCAGGGACAGAAACAGUGGGUCAUCCUCAUCUUUGAACACCACGCUGCCUUCAAAUAGUGCCUGGUCCUCCAUUCGUGCCUCCAACUACAGUGUCUCCCACAGCAGUACAGCACAAAGCACUUCAGUAAGAAACAGUGAUCCCAAACCUACUUGGUCUCCUGGUUCCGUCGCUAACACUUCUCUGGCUCAUGAACUGUGGAAAGUCCCUUUGCCAUCUAAAAACAUCAGUGCUCCGUCCAGGCCUCCCCCAGGGCUGACCGGUCAGAAGCCUCCUUUAUCCACCUGGGAUACCAACUCCCUGCGUCUUGGUGGGUGGGGCAAUUCUGACUCAAGAUACACUCCAGGUUCGACCUGGAGUGAAAACAGCUCAGGGAGAAUAACAAAUUGGCUAGUUCUGAAAAACCUCACACCUCAGAUUGAUGGCUCUACUCUGCGUACUCUGUGCAUGCAGCAUGGGCCUUUGAUAACAUUCCACCUGAACCUGCCCCAUGGUACUGCUCUUGUCCGUUACAGUUCCAAGGAAGAGGUAGUGAAGGCACAAAAGUCUCUGCACAUGUGUGUUUUAGGGAACACUACUAUACUUGCUGAGUUUGCCAGUGAAGAGGAGAUAAGUCGUUUCUUUGCACAAGGCCAGUCUCUGACUCCUUCCCCCGGCUGGCAGUCCCUUGGCUCUGGGCACAGCCGACUAGGAUCCCUAGACAGUCCUCACAGCAUCUCGAACCGUGGAGAUAUCAAUCACUGGAACAGUCCGGGAGCUUCUGGCUCUAGCUCUGGAGACCUUCAUGGCACUUCUCUCUGGGGCACCCCGAAUUAUUCAACAAGCUUAUGGGGUAACCCGAGUAAUGAGGGCAGGGGCUUGAGCAGUCCAUCACCUGUCCCCGCUUUCCUUUCUGUUGACCAGUUAAACGGAGAGCCCAUGUAGCCUUUCUUCUAUGACCUCAACUGUCAAUUUGCUAAAGCAGCCAGUUGGCUGGACUGUUCACCCUUAUCAAAUCUGCAGGCUCUGCAGACAGCUCUUCUGCACACUUUCCUUGCAGCCCAAAACAUAUCAGUUUGAAAUACUUGAAAUCAUGCAGGCCAAUAUUAUAAUGUGAAAAAGGAGAAAAAUUCUCUCUAUAUAUCUAUAUAUCUAUAUCUAUAUAUCUAUAUCUAUAUAUCUAUAUAUAGAUAUAUAUAUUUACACUUCCACAUUAGCGCUAUUCAUAUGAUAACUGCGUACAGUGAGCUGUGUGUAUCCACUUGUAGGUUUUCAAUUCCAUUUCUUCCCCCACACACACACUUUAUAUUUUCCUGACAAAGUUUGAACUUAUUUUUUUCUUUCUUUUUUUUUGUUGCACUGGACGGUGCUCCGUACCUUUUUUUAUUUUGCGAUGAUUAGAAGCAACAGCUCAAGUGUAAACUGUUUACUCUUAACGUGUGUACUUAAAAAGCAGAAAGCAGAUAACUGAUAAUGCUCAUUAUUUCUAAGAUGCCUUGAUGUACCUACCUUAUUGUGGUAUUACAAAGUUCUAGCUGCUUCACAGCGUCGGUCGGUGGCGGCGUAUUGCGGAGCAACGCCUCACUGACGGCUCCUGCGCUGAAAGCGGUAACGAUAACUGACGGUUAAAAUUGUUUUUAAGAUAAGAAAAAGUAUUGCACCAGGUUUUCGUGACUAAACCUAAUAUAAUUUAGCUCUACAGUUUUAAUAAAAAAAUUAAAAUUAAAAAAAAAAUCUAAAAAAUGUAUAAAAUGUUAAAAAAAAAAAAAAAAAAAGUAGCCACAGCUGUGACGUACACCCUACAUGUGCCAGUAGGGGGCAGCACUUUCAAAAAAGGCUUUGCAUUUUCUUUUUUUUUUUUUUUUAAGAGAUCCCCAGUCUUAGGGUUCUCUUGUUUACAGAUUUUUCUUUAUAUAUAUUUUGUUUUUAUUUUAUUUUAGGUUUUUUUUUUUCAUUUUGAUGGGGAGGAAAAGGAGUUCUUAAUUUUGUUUUCAAAUAAAUGUUUACUCUUCCAUCGAUUUAAGGAGAAAAAGUACUUGUGGUAAGAAUGCGUUUUCUCUGGCAGUCAGUGUUUGCGCUUUUCCUUUCUCCCGUCCCCCCCUUUUCCCGUGCGAGUGUGUGAGAUUCCGGACUCUUUCAAUAAUCAAAUAAAAGGGGAAAAAUGGCUCUCAGGAACAAGAUGAAAAUAACACUUUCCUUCUCCCCACUGUAAAUACAUAUAAAUACAGUAUAUGAGAAUUAAAAAAAAAAAUGCAACGUUUUAGCACUAACCGUGCUAAUUUCUCAAAGACUUUCCUCUCUGCCAAAAACUUCCCCAUUAAAGCUUUCUAAAGCCAAGAUUAACCGUAAAAAAAUACAAAAAAAAAACUGCUAUGAUGCUGUGUCUUAGUGAGUAGCCUGGAGAUUUGCCGAUAACCAAUAUAGGCUCGGGUUUUCGUGUUCCUUUAAGUGGUCCUGUGUCUGCUUUGUGACAGUGUUUUAUCCAUGUUCUCGUUCGUUCGUACCUUUUUUUUGUUUUUUAAAAAAAAGCUGAUUAUUUAGUAACUAUGCACAUUUAUGCACAUUGUUAACCGAGUACUGGGCUGAUGAUGAUGAUGAUGAUGAUGAUGGAUUUUGUUUGUUCUUCUGGUGUGUUGUAUAAAAAAAAAAGUGUAUUUUUUAAAUGUCUAGAAGUCCACAAUUGCAAAAGACUUUACUCUCAAAAGGAACAAGUUACAUAUUUUUUUUUUUUUUUGCCAUAAAUGGUGUUAUGCUAGUUUGGCCGAUUUUUUUUAAUUCAGACGCUGGACAAGGGUAAAUGUAUGUAAAUCAAUCCCACUUUCCCCCGACCCCUGUAUAAAGCUUUUCACCACAGAUUAAGGUCAGGAAUAACCAGCACCGUAACACUCGCCAGUUCCACUACUGAUUCUACCGUCACCCCUGCACCCUCUCCCCCCCCACCCAUCGGCAAAAUACUGCAAAGCAGUGCCAUGAUAAUCUCCCGGUCAAGCUAGGCAUAUCACGUUUGACUUUAAAAAAAAAAAAGAAUCCCUGCCCC
Messenger RNA from Xenopus laevis (African clawed frog), 8907 nucleotides. It is a transcript of the gene tnrc6a.L, whose product is annotated as trinucleotide repeat containing 6A L homeolog. Gene Ontology annotation, molecular function: nucleic acid binding; RNA binding. The record is from RefSeq and is a predicted model, not a curated record. Gene Ontology annotation, cellular component: nucleoplasm; cytosol; P-body. The coding region runs from base 1584 to 6815 and encodes 1743 amino acids. The transcript has 22 exons. NCBI's taxonomy places the organism in Eukaryota, Metazoa, Chordata, Amphibia, Anura, Pipidae. Gene Ontology annotation, biological process: miRNA-mediated post-transcriptional gene silencing; positive regulation of nuclear-transcribed mRNA poly(A) tail shortening.